GGCGGCGACAACGACGACGCGGCAACGACGGCGGCGGAGGAGGAGGACGGUGAGGGGGUCCGCGAGCGGCGCCCGGCUGCUUCUCGCGAGAUUUCCGGGGUCGUGCCAGGCUUUGGGAUUGUUCAUGCUUAAGUAAAAGAAACUAAAGGACAACCCGGCCCUGGAAAUAAAGGCUUUGCUUCAUGGCUUAGAGCUGUCUGUGAAGGAUAAAGGAUACCCCUGCACAAUCAGGAUAACACCAGCGUGCUACAGCCGCUCUAACGUGUCUUUGAAAGCCUCCCAGCAUCGUCUGGCGUCAUAGAAAAUUAACUCUAGCAAGACUGACUGCAGGGACAGCAUGUACCUGAGGGGCAUUGCCCGCACCCCUUACCUGCUCUGUGCUGGGAUCCGGCAGCACCCGCAGGGCUUAAUCCGGCGGAGGCGAUCUGGAUGGUGCCAUUAUAAAGCUGUGAUCUUUGACGCCAGCGGAGUGCUCCUCCCGUCCCCUUACAAGACAGCUGUGGACUGGGAGGCCCGGAAUUGUAUUCCAGCCGGCACCAUCCAGCAAGCUAUGCUCUCUGGAGGGGAAAGUAGUCCCUCUCUGAAGUACACAAGAGGAGAGCUGACGGCUGUGGAGUUUUUGCAGGAAUUGGGACAGAAGUGCUUUGAGAUUGCAAAUGUCUGUGUUCCAGUGGACUCUUUUCUCUUGGACUUAAUCAGAAAUGAGAUGAUAAAACAGCUCCCCAUAAUGGCAGAAGCAGUACAGUGUAUCCGUGCAGAAGGUCUUAAGACAGCUCUUCUAAGCAACAGCUUCUGUCUGCUGAAUGGAGAGAGCUUUCCGCUGCUGGACCGAAAGCACUUUGAUGUGAUGGUUGAAUCUUAUCGGGAAGGAAUGCACAAGCCAGAUCCUCGUAUCUACAAGCUGUGCUUGGAGCGGUUGGGCGUUCAGCCCCAGGAAUCCAUCUUCCUCGACAGCAGCAGCCAGAACCUAAAAGCAGCAGCCCAGCAUGGCAUUAAAACAGUGAAGGUCAAUGAUCCAGAAGUAGCAUUCAAAGAGCUGGAAACCUAUCUGGGUUUUCCUUUGCAAGGGUUUGUUCCAAAUACUCGUUCAGUGAGACCAAGCAUGGAAAUCCCAAAAGAUCGUCUGCAAAAGUACCUUGAAAACGUUCUCAGUGACCAAGCAACAGGCCCGCUAGCGUUACGGCAGUUUGGCCACGGACAGUCUACCCAGACCUAUUAUGUCAAGUUUGGAGAUCGCUUGCUAGUGCUGAAGAAGGAGCCCUCUGACAGGCUGCAUCCCUCGGGCUCUGCUGUCAGAAGGGAAUACAGGGUACUGAAGGCACUCUCUGAGGCUGGUGUUCCUGUUCCCACUGUACUUGCUGUCUGCGAGGACAGAAGCACUCUUGGCACACCUUUCUACCUGAUGGAGCACUGUGCUGGCCGCGUCUUCAGGGACAUCUCCCUCCCCACACUGCAGCCUAGCCAGCGGAGAGCUAUUUAUGCUGCCAUGAGUCAAGUCCUCUCCAAGAUCCACAGUGUAGACCUCAGAGCAGCCAAACUGGAGGACCUCGGGGAGCAUGCUAAUUACAUUCAGCGACAAGUUGAGACCUGGACAAAGCAGUAUCGAGCCAUGGAAACUCAUGUUAUCCCAGCCAUGGAGAGGCUCAUCGAGUGGCUGCCUCUGCAUUUUCCUGAAUCUCAGAAGACGACAGUUGUGCAUGGUGAUUUCAGGAUGGACAACCUGGUCUUUCAUCCAGACAGGCCAGAAGUCCUUGCUGUCCUUGGCUGGAAGCUUUCAACUCUAGGAGAUCCCAUCUCUGAUUUGGCGAAUAACUGUAUGGCCUACUUCCUGCCACCUCACUUUAAUGCACUGAGAGGCUUGAGGAAGUGUGAUUUGGGACACCUGGGAAUCCCUACAGCAGAGGAGUAUUCCCAGAUGUACUGUGACCACAUGGGAGUGGAGCACCCUGAGAACUGGAAUUUCUACAUGGCCUUUGCCUUUUUCCGACUGGCUGCAACGCUGCAGGGACUCUACAAACGCUCUCUGGCAGGGAGGCCAGCUCCAGGUGAAGGCAGCCCAGAGGAUGCAGAGUUUGUGGCCAACCUGGCUUGGGAUUUCGCCAUAAAAGAAGGAUUCCGUGUCUUUGACAGCCUCCCCACCACAAAGCCUCUCACACGUUGUUACAGCACCUUGGCCAGUCGAGGGCUGUUCCUCCGCAGGAGCUAUGGUACCUGGCCACGGCCUGGGGCAGCUCUUGAGCCCAGAGUUGCCCUGGUCACACCCCCCAGCAGCCUGCUGGGGAUGGCCCAGGGUCUUUCCUGCAAACUGGAAAAGAUCAUGGGUGUCCAAUGGAGUUUUCUGAUUUCCCAGCUCAGAUGGACUCCACGUCCUCUUCUAGAGUUGAAGGCAGAGAGUGCCAGGACCAAAGCAGCGGCUCUGAUGAAGACUGUACAGGCUAUGGAUGAGGAUAACCAGGUCUCUGGAGCAGAACAUCUCAGCGGUGCAGACCCCAGCCUGGUGCUUCACUUGGACCUGAGCUCCAUGUCUGGCUGAAGGUCCUGCAUGGUUCACAGGACAGCACUCUCCAAACCGGAGCUGAACCACUAGCCACAGCACUGGGGAGCCUCGGACGCGAGAACAAACCAGCCGCUUUGGCAUGGGAGAGGUCAUGCUAACAGCAGCCUGGGACCUUCUGAAUUUCAGCAAACUGUUAUCUCCUGUCUGGGCUCAGUGCCUUUAUUGCCAGGCUCAGUAGAGAAUGGGGCAAAAUCCACCCCUGGAUCAUGCGGCUGCAGGCAGUCACUUGCAGGGGGAUGGAGCUGGUCAGGAAUGACCGGGUGGGGGUGCAAGACUUGGUUUUGGGAAUAAAGAGAAUGGAGCAGUG
Chroicocephalus ridibundus (black-headed gull) is the source of this 2864-nucleotide messenger RNA. RefSeq names its product acyl-CoA dehydrogenase family member 10 (gene ACAD10). Bases 338 to 2533 code for a protein of 731 amino acids. Lineage: Eukaryota; Metazoa; Chordata; Aves; Charadriiformes; Laridae. The transcript is spliced from 16 exons. The record is from RefSeq and is a predicted model, not a curated record.